Molecule: messenger RNA, 958 nt
Organism: Centruroides sculpturatus (bark scorpion)
Lineage: Eukaryota; Metazoa; Arthropoda; Arachnida; Scorpiones; Buthidae
Product: U3 small nucleolar ribonucleoprotein protein IMP4-like
Exons: 9
Coding region: 56-934 (292 amino acids)
Biological process (GO): rRNA processing
Cellular component (GO): Mpp10 complex; nucleolus; small-subunit processome
Molecular function (GO): rRNA primary transcript binding; snoRNA binding
Source: RefSeq, a predicted model, not a curated record
CAACAUUUCGCUUUAUCAUAUUUUGAUUUAGUAGGAACCACGUGUGAUGUGAAAUAUGUUGAGGAGACAAGCAAGAUUACGAAGAGAAUAUCUGUAUAGAAAAUCAAUUGAAAACAAAGAACGUCUUAUUGCUGAAAAAAAGGAAAAAAUUAAAAAUGCAAUUGAAGGAAAUAAAGUAAUUCCCACUGAUCUGAGAGAAGAAGCUUUAACUCUACAGAAAUCAUUAGAUUGGGAUGAUGAGGGAGGAGAAGGUGUUACUUCCCAUAUGGAUGAUGAAUAUCGAUGGGCAGGAGUUGAAGAUCCAAAAAUUGUAGUGACAACAUCAAGAGAUCCUAGUUCAAAACUUAAGCAGUUUGCUAAGGAAAUUAGAUUAAUAUUUCCUAAUUCUCAAAGAAUGAAUAGAGGAAAUUAUGAAAUAAAACAAAUAGUUGAAGCUUGUAGAGCUAAUGAUGUCACAGAUUUCAUUAUUGUUCAUGAAACUAGAGGCAUUCCAGAUGGAUUAAUUAUUUCACAUCUUCCUUUUGGCCCAACUGCUUAUUUUACUUUAUUGAAUACUGUAAUGCGGCACGACAUUCCUAAUUUAGGAACAAUGUCUGAGGCCUAUCCACAUCUUAUAUUUCAUAAUUUCAAAUCUCGAGUGGGGAAAAGAGUUAUGAACAUCUUAAAAUAUCUGUUUCCUGUACCAAAACCCGAUAGUCAAAGAGUUAUAACUUUUGUCAAUCAGGAUGAUUAUAUAUCAUUUAGACAUCAUACUUAUAAAAAAGUAAAAAAAGAAGUUGAAUUGCAAGAAGUUGGACCAAGAUUUGAAUUAAAAUUGUAUGAAAUUAAAUUGGGAACAAUUGAUGAGGAAAAAGUAGCUGAUGUAGAAUGGGCACUGAGGCCAUAUAUGAAUACAGCAAAGAAAAGGAGAAUUCUCAGUGAUGAUGUCUUUUGAAUAUAUUAGAUUGCAUUGCAUGUA